AUGACUUCUGAGAAAGGUCCUUCAACAGGUGACGCCACGCUGAGGAGAAGGAUUGAGCCCUGGGAAUUUGAUGUCUUCUUUGACCCCAGAGAACUCCGUAAAGAGGCCUGUCUGCUCUAUGAAAUCACGUGGGGCACAAGCCAUAAGAUCUGGCGAAACUCAGGCAAAAACACCACCAAUCAUGUUGAAGUUAAUUUUAUAGCAAAAUUUACUUCCGAGAGACAUUUUCAUUCAUCCAUCAGCUGCUCCAUCACCUGGUUCUUGUCCUGGAGUCCCUGCUGGGAAUGCUGCAAGGCUAUAAGAGAAUUUUUGAGUCAAUACCCUAGUGUGACUCUGGUUAUUUAUGUAGCACGGCUUUUUCAGCACAUGGACCAACAAAACCGGCAAGGACUCAGGGACCUCAUUAACAGUGGUGUAACUAUCCAGAUUAUAAGAGUCUCAGAGUAUUGUCACUGCUGGAGGAAUUUUGUCAACUACCCACCUGGGGAAGAAGCUCACUGGCCAAGAUACUCAUCUCUGUGGAUGAUGCUGUACGCUCUGGAACUCCACUGCAUAAUUCUUGUACUGUUUCAAGAACAAGCAAUGGUGACCUACUAGAGUAAGUGCAAUUAAGAAUCCAGAAAUUUUCACAAACAGCGCAUCAUGGAUUAUAUUAUCUCCGACCAUAUUCCAAAUUACUUCCCAAACUUUGUGGCUUAAAACAAUAAAUAUUCAUUAUCUCUCACA
Galeopterus variegatus (Sunda flying lemur) is the source of this 726-nucleotide messenger RNA. RefSeq names its product apolipoprotein B mRNA editing enzyme, catalytic polypeptide 1 (gene APOBEC1). Gene Ontology annotation, biological process: cytidine to uridine editing. Gene Ontology annotation, cellular component: cytoplasm; nucleus. Gene Ontology annotation, molecular function: RNA binding; zinc ion binding; cytidine deaminase activity. NCBI's taxonomy places the organism in Eukaryota, Metazoa, Chordata, Mammalia, Dermoptera, Cynocephalidae. Bases 1 to 597 code for a protein of 198 amino acids. The record is from RefSeq and is a predicted model, not a curated record. The transcript has 5 exons.